Messenger RNA from Dentiscutata erythropus, 130 nucleotides. Lineage: Eukaryota; Fungi; Glomeromycota; Glomeromycetes; Diversisporales; Gigasporaceae. The record is from the annotation of a GenBank genome assembly.
AUCCUCUAAUGAAAAAAAAUCUUUGACAUUAGCAUCCAAUAAUAUUGAAAAAGGAGAAUUUUUCCUUGUUUGCAAAGUUUCAGAAACAAUUUAUAGUCAUAUAUCAAAAUCUUGUUAUGAAAAAAAGAUG